AUGCGUACAACUCUGCAUAAACCGAUGCGCCGCCACUUUAAACGAAAUCGCGUUAUUGUGGACGGUAUUGAUCAACAAUGGCAAAUGGAUCUGGCCGAUAUGCAGUCCAUGCAAAAAUUCAACAAUGGAUACCGUUAUUUGCUCGUAUGUAUUGACGUCUUUUCCAAGUAUGCAUGGGUUAUUCCACUAAAGGACAAGACGGGUCCUAUGCUCGUCAAGGCUUUUAAGGUUAUCCUGUCAUCGGGACGCAAACCCGAAAAGAUUAUGACAGACCAGGGUACCGAAUUCCUAAACAGGCAUUUCCGGGCACUAAUGAAGGAUGAGGAUAUUGAACUGUAUAAUACAUACAACAAGACAAAGGCUUCUAUUGUGGAACGUUUAAUCCGUACCCUAAAAACGAGAAUGUGGCGUUAUUUCACGGCCAACAAAACCAUGCGUUACGUGGACAUGCUUCCCGGCAUGGUCUAUUCCUAUAACCACAGCGUUCACCGGAGUAUUAAGGCAAAACCCGCGGAUGUUACCUCCGCAAACAAAAAGGAAGUGUGGCACACCCUGUAUGACAAACAUAAUGUAGCGAAAAAUGCAAAGUACAAGAUCGGCGAUAAAGUGAGAAUUAGCAAGAUGAAACGAACAUUUGAAAAAGGAUACUUGCCGAAUUUCUCCAGGGAAAUCUUUACGAUAAGUAAGCAAAUACCUCGUGAUCCUCCAGUGUACAAACUAAAGGAUCUGGACGGUGAGGAACUCAAAGGAACAUUUUACGAGAAAGAGUUACAAAAGAUCAUUAACAAUGACGACGUCUACGAAAUUGAGGAGAUCCUGAAGAAGCGUGGACGAGGCAAUAAUGUACAUUAUCUUGUAAAAUGGUUGGGGUACCCCCAUAAAUUUAAUUUGUGGGUACCCGCUUCUGAAAUAAAUAAAAUUUAA
Molecule: messenger RNA, 924 nt
Organism: Paramuricea clavata
Lineage: Eukaryota; Metazoa; Cnidaria; Anthozoa; Malacalcyonacea; Plexauridae
Source: the annotation of a GenBank genome assembly